Molecule: messenger RNA, 1206 nt
Organism: Cajanus cajan (pigeon pea)
Lineage: Eukaryota; Viridiplantae; Streptophyta; Magnoliopsida; Fabales; Fabaceae
Source: RefSeq, a predicted model, not a curated record
AUGGGGAGAGAUUUUGUUCAUUUUGCUGAAAUUUGUUUUAAGAGUUUUGGAGACAGGGUUAAGUACUGGACUACCAUCAAUGAGCCAAGUCUGGUUGCAAAGUUUGCCUAUAUGAAAGGAAUAUAUCCCCCUGGUCACUGUUCCCCACCUUUUGGAAAUUGUUAUACUGGUAACUCGGAUGUUGAAUCUCUAAUUGUCGUGCACAAUAUGUUACUGUCACAUGCCAAGGCUGUUGACUUAUACCGCAAGCACUUUCAGGCAAAGCAAGGUGGAACCAUUGGCAUUGUGGCACAAUCCCUCAUGUAUGAACCACUUAGAGAUGAAGAAUGUGAUAGACAAGCUGCGAGUAGGGGCUUGGCUUUUAUUGUAGCCUGGGUCUUAGAUCCCCUGGUUUUUGGUGAGUAUCCAUCUGAGAUGCUCUCUAUCCUUGGGAGUCAGUUACCAGUGUUCUCUCUUGAGGAGAAGAGUCUCAUAAAAGGAAGCCUAGACUUCAUUGGCAUCAAUCACUAUGGAACUGUCUAUGCCAAGGACUGUUCCCUCUCUUCUUGUCCUCUUGGAGUAGAUCAUCCACUAAGUGGUUUUCUAGAAACAACUGGAACAAGAGAUGGCAUUCCGAUUGGUGAUCUGACAGGAAUGUCAGGGUUCUUUGUGGUUCCAAGGGGCAUGGAGAAGCUUGUAGAAUACAUUAAGAUAAGAUACCAUAAUAAUAUACCCAUGUAUAUUACAGAAAAUGGAUAUUCAUCACCACCCAAACCUGAUGAGACAAUGGAUGAUCUACUACAAGAUUUCAAACGAAUAGAUUAUCAUAAAGCCUACCUUGCAGCUCUGCUAAGAGCCAUAAGAAAAGGUGCGGAUGUUAGAGGAUAUAUGAUAUGGUCAUUGAUGGACAACUUUGAAUGGGCAAGUGGCUAUGACAUAAGAUUUGGGCUCUAUUAUGUGGACAGACACACUCUUGAACGAAUUCCAAAACUUUCUGUUCAAUGGUUUUCUAGUUUCCUCAACAACACUGGUCACACCAACAAAAAAGAAGACUUAAGGGAGCCAUAUGUUAGAAGUAAAAUUGUGAUACAGAAUGCCUACUCAUGCUCAUCCAGGCAAAGCAAGGUGGAACCAUUGGCAUUGUGGCACAAUCCCUCAUGUAUGAACCACUUAGAGAUGAAGAAUGUGAUAGACAAGCUGCGAGUAGGGGCUUGGCUUUUAUUGUAG